Messenger RNA from Harmonia axyridis, 3018 nucleotides. RefSeq names its product TATA box-binding protein-associated factor RNA polymerase I subunit B (gene TAF1B). The transcript has a single exon. NCBI's taxonomy places the organism in Eukaryota, Metazoa, Arthropoda, Insecta, Coleoptera, Coccinellidae. Gene Ontology annotation, molecular function: RNA polymerase I core promoter sequence-specific DNA binding. The coding region runs from base 93 to 2408 and encodes 771 amino acids. The record is from RefSeq and is a predicted model, not a curated record. Gene Ontology annotation, cellular component: RNA polymerase I core factor complex; RNA polymerase transcription factor SL1 complex. Gene Ontology annotation, biological process: RNA polymerase I preinitiation complex assembly; nucleolar large rRNA transcription by RNA polymerase I.
UUAACCUCUAAGUUUAACCUAGUUUUAAAAACUGAAAAGUGCCUUGUUUGAAUAGUAAAUUGAGUAGUUCGUUAAUAGUGUUAAUACGUGAAAUGGAUGAAAAUAACGAACCUUGCGUUGUUUGUGGUGGAAUAAAUUUUGAACUGAUUUCUGGUUUCUAUCAUUGCUCAGAAUGUCAAUUCGUUAGAGAAGAUAUAAUAGAUCAUGCGGUAGAAGAGUUUGAUGAAAAAUUGCAGGGAAUAACGAAUAUUAAAACUACGGUAAAGCGUGAAAAACAACAAUUAGGAAAGUUAAAAUUAACAACAUGGGAAUGCUAUAAUUAUGUCAUUAAAGGAUUGAUCGAGGAACUAUUGAUUUUAGGAGCUGAUAUGUUACUAAGAAGUGUAGUGAAGAAACUGUGGUUCAGGUACUUAUUUCAACUUGAAGUAAUAAACUCAGAAAGACCUAAAUUGCAAGCAGUCAAUACUUCCAUUGAUGCACAAAUUGUUUACGGAAAAAACGCAAAGAGAAAAAGAAAGAAGAAAUCUAGAUCUGGUAAUGCUGAUUCACGUACCCAAGUUGACUCUGAAAGUGCGAGGGCACACUCAAGAAAAAAGAAACGUCUUUUUAAUUCUCAACAUAAUGAUACUCUUUCAAAAUCAGUUGACAAUUCCUUAAUGGAUGUAACUGUGGAAGGUUUGAAAAGUGAAUCUCAUAAAUCUAGUCAAUCAUCUUUCACAUUAAAGUUCAAUAAAUAUGCCAAAACAGAAUUGAAGAGAAGACAAUCCAAGCAACAUAUUAGGAGACAUUCUGUCGAUUUUGAUAAUGAUUUAACAUGUCAUCGUAAUUCUUACACUGAAGCAUCCAAAAAAUAUCAAAAUAGUUCUUCUUUGCUUUCAAUCAACAAGAUAUACUCCUUGCUUUACUUGGGCUUGCUUUUAACAAAGUCCAAAAUUCAAUUAGCUGAUAUGCUGCGUUUUAUAAGAGAAGGUCAUUUAAGUUUUAACAAUUUCAAACAUUUUUUUCCAGAAGAAUUGAAUGAUAACUUUUUAACCCAAGCCUGUGUUAGAAAAUCGUUCCUUACCAGUAUUGGUUUAAGGGAAUCUACAUAUCAAAUGGCUCAAUUUUUGAAUGUUUUGGAUUUCAUAGAAGUACAAAAUUUAGCCUUGUUGAUAGAGAGAUUUUGUAAUGAGUUGAAUUUACCACGUCAAAUUGAAAGAAGAACUCUAAGUUCUCUAGUGAAUACUUUACCAAGAAUGAAAAUAAUUGAAAAAACGAUUCCAAAUUAUGAGGCAAGAGCUUUAAGCCUUAUUUUGUUUCAAAUAAAAUUGUUAUUUUCAUUAGAUGGGAAGACUGAAAAAUACUUAACUAAUUGUGCCAAAGGUUUGAAUAAUAGAAAAGCAGAAUUGAACAUGUUUGAUUUUAUGAAAUGGUUGCAAUAUAUAGAUUAUCGUAAAAAUGUUAUGAAAAAAUGUCAUUUUCCUACUGAAUUUGCUUUUGAUAACCAAAUUAAAAAUAGUGAUAAUUUCGUGAAAUUUUUAAUCAGCAAAAAUCUGGAGUAUGAGACAGAUCAUCUAUCUAGGAAAGCGAAUGUAAUGGGCCAAAAUUGUCGGCAACUACUGAUGAAACUAAGGAAUCAACAGCAAGAUAUUGAAGAGUAUAAUUAUUUUGAGCCAUCAUUUACUCCUUUUAAAAAUUAUACAAAAGAAUUGCUUGGUAACAGAUCAAUAAAUGGAGAAGUAGAAAUUGGAAUAUUGACAUUGAAUUUUGAUGAUUGCAAUUUGGACUUUGUAUUAAAACCUUUGGAAUACAUUCACUUAUUGACUGGAGAUGGAAAUAUUGAAGUCAAGUUAGAAGGUGCCAAUAAAAACAUCAAGCAGCAUAAAAUAAUCAAUAUAGAAUCUGAACGAACAAAAAAAUUGAGAGAUGAUAGAAAAUUCAGUGUUGUCCGCAUUGGAACAACUUCAAGAGAUACUUUAGAUGAACACAAAACUUUUGAAAAUUUUUCUGAUAGCAGUGAAGAUUAUAUAAGAAAGUAUGAAGAUUAUCAUAGAAUUUCAGCUAGGAUUAAUGAAAUUGAAACUAAAAUGAAUCUCUCAAACUCAAAAAAAGAUGGAAAAAAAUCUUUCAUUCACUUAGUUCCACAUGAGCGUUAUUGGGUGAAUACUCAUUGCAAUUUAGGAAUACUAUCAAAAGAGGUUUUUGAUGAGCAUUUUUGUUCUUAUCCUUACAAUUUUCAAUUGAUUUUGAAAGAGCUUGCUAGAAUAGGUGAACAAAGUGAACAAGAAUUAUUGGAAGAGUUUUCCAGGACAGAGAUAUAUCUUUUGUACAAGGAAACAAACAAUACAAUAGGAAAUGAGAACUUUGAUACAAUAUAUAAUGAUAGCCUAAUGAAGAAAAUUGUGAAAAAGGCAAUUAAGCAUUGGUGAAUAUACAGAUGAAGGGAAAUUAAAAUUGAGAAGUUUAAUAGAAAGUGACCAUUCCACACUAGUGAAGCCAAAUAUAUAUUUAUACCUUUCUUGACAAUUGUUAAAAUACCCAUUCUUUUAUUUUUGAAUGUGAUUUGUGUUAUUUAUUAUACAUUUGUUAUCAAGAAGUUAGUUAUUCUUUCCUGUUAUAUAGUGUAAGUACACUACAGUGCACUAAAUUAUCCAUGUAGUUGAAAGCUGAAUGCUCUCAGCAUAAUACACUCUGAUGCAUGUUUUCAUUAAUGUUUAUAUUAUGUUUAUAAAUGAAAAAAACCUAAAUGAAAAUUCUCAAAUAAAUAUUUUGAAGUGAUUGAAUCAUAUACAUAGACUGAUUAAGAUGUUAGAAUAAUAGGUCUGUUGUAACUACUAUUAUUAGUCCAAUUUACAUAAUAAAAGAUGAGGAAAAUACUGAGGUGAAGUCAGCUUUUGGGCGUUCGUCCUUCAUGAGACAGUUGCACCCUUGGAGAUCACUGAAAUGUAUAGAGACGACUUCACGUAAGUGCUUUUCUCUCACUUCUAUCAGAACACACCAAUUCUUUUACUCUGAUAAUUAAAAAGUUAAUCGACCAUA